AUGGCGACUUCACCCAACGGCAACGGCAAACGCAACCUACUGGACAGUUUUGACGACGCCGCAGACUCCAAACAACAACAUAAAAGUCCCAAAAAGAAGAAGCGAUCCAAAGUGGAAGAUGACAUGUUUGCUCCCUCCCCCGCUACAGACCGAAAAGCCAGUUUGUCGAAAUUUGUGCGUCGCAUUCUAGAUCCCAAUCGCAAACCCACUGGAUUGAUUGAACCUCCUCAAGUGAUUCCCUUGAAUGAUGAAUUCCUCAAAGCCUUUGGAAAACGGGAAAAGGAAAUGGAUGCCGAAAUUGGACGCACCAUUGACAUUGACAACGAUCUAGCCGAUGAUGACAAGGAAGACGACAAGGAUGCCAACGACACUAGCACGACAAAAUCCAAAGAAGAUUCCUCGAAACGAAAAAUCAAAGUGACCAAUCUCAAAUACACCACUGCCGUACAGACACUGCGCGAAGAAUGCAUGAAUUUUGGACCCGUCGUCGAUGUUAAUAUGCUCAUGGACGACAAUGAUCCGACCAAAAAUACGGGACGCGCCUAUGUGGUCUUUUCGACGGCGGCAGCCGCACAAGCGGCCGUGGAUCAACAAUUGGGAGGCGAUUUGGACGGACGACCCAUUCGCGUGUCGUUAGCGGAAGAACAAAAACGCACUCCGGGUAACGCCUUUACGGAAAAGCGCUAUUGGCUCAAGGAUAUUUCCACCAAAUGCUAUCGAUGUGGGAAUAUUGGUCACAUGGAAGCUGAAUGUCCCAAUCCACAACAAGCAUCUAUUUGUCCCCUCUGUGCCAAUAUCCACGGUGGAGGAGAGCAUGAAAUGCGACACUGUCCUCUCAAUCGAGUCUGCUUCAAUUGUGGAAUUCCUGGACACAUUAAUCGCGAGUGCUCGUACAAACGGGGCAGCGUUCCGCCGCGACAGAUUUGUUCCAUUUGUUGUGGGUCGGGGCAUACGCGGUUUCAAUGUCCACGCAGUAAUGUGCAUGGGAUUGAAGAUGCCAUUUGUUUGGUCUGUGGCAAAACGGGACAUUUCAUGUGCUCCGAACUCAAAUGGUUCUUUGGAUUGGAAGGAGUCUUUUGUUUCAAUUGUGGUGGCAAGGGACAUGUGGGACAAAAAUGCCAACGGCCCAUUCUGGAUGAUUUGGUGCGAAAUGAAGGAUGGACCCUCAAGGAAAUUGAACGAGCGGAAGAAUACAAAUUAGCCGAAGAUGUGGAAGCCGAACGGAUGGAACAAGAGCGCAAGGACCGCGAAGAGGAGCAAAGACGUACCGAGGAACGCGAACAACGACGGGAGCGCUAUCGAGACAAGGACCGCCAACGUGCUCGCAGUGCUCCUCGACCACGUGGUGGACAAGAAGAGUAUCGAUACACAGUCGACGACAAUGACAACAACAACAACAAUAGUCGCAACAGCAACAAUCGACGGGGAUAUGGUGGUGGCAGCAGCGGUGGCAGACGAAGGGGAUAUCGAUAA
Messenger RNA from Seminavis robusta, 1473 nucleotides. NCBI's taxonomy places the organism in Eukaryota, Bacillariophyta, Bacillariophyceae, Naviculales, Naviculaceae. The record is from the annotation of a GenBank genome assembly.